ACAGUGGACUAGCAUUUUGUAGAAACAUAUUUAACGAAUAAUGACCAGAGGCAGAGCUGUACUGCCGGAGAAGACGAUGUCGUCUUGGUGAAACUGAACCCCCAUGAUCCAUUCACAUACAUUUCACAUUUCAUAUACCAGCUCAAAAUUCCAUUCCUCAUCAGCUGAAGAAGUAGAAGAAGAUGAAGAGAAGAGCACAAUCUGCAAUAAUCGUUUCCAUUGCUCGGUCUCAGCAAGCAGCUGGUUCAUUAGUAAAGUUGGUAAUCCAGUUGCAGCCUAUUCCGGAGACACUAUGAAAUUUCAUUCUGGAUUGCGGAAUGGUAUUAGCAAUAUCAACAGCCUUGAUGAUGCUCUGAGCUUAUACAAGCAGAUGGUCGGAAUGAGGCCUCUGCCUUGUGUAAUUCAUUUCAAUCAACUGCUGGACAGUGUUGUUAAGAUGAAGAAUCAUUAUUCAUCUGCUAUUUCCCUUUUCAGAGAUAUGCGCGUUAAGGGUGUUCCUGUCAGUCAUUACACCCUCAAUAUCGAAAUUAAGUGCUAUUGCCUCGUGGGUCGAGUGGAUUUGGGGUUUUCUAUAUUGGGUGGCUUCUUCAAGCGUGGUUUUGUCCCUGAUGUAGUCACUUUUAACACUUUACUUAAGGGACUCUUUCGAGGACACAAGGUUCGUCAGGCACAAGAAUUGUUCAAAAAAAUAAUAUCUGAAAAACUUUGCAAACCCGAUGAAGUUAUGAUGGGGGUUGUGAUAGAUGGGCUCUGUAAGACAGGAAACACUCCAACAGCCAUUAACUUGCUUAGAGCAAUGGAAAAAGGAGGAAGACCUUGCAGACCUCCUGUAGCUGCGUACAACACUAUCAUUGACAGUUUGUGCAAGGAUAAAAUGGUGGAUGAAGCUCUUGCCCUCUUCCAGGAGAUGAUUGAAAAGAGCUUACCCCCAGAUGUUGUCACUUACAAUUGUUUGAUUCAAGGAUUCUGCAAUUUAAGUAAAUGGAAGGAGGUUAAAAGUCUCUUCUCUGACAUGAAGGAUUACAAAAUUGUUCCAGAUGUUAUUACUUUUAGUAUAGUGGUGGAUGCAUUGUGCAAGGAAGGACAUGCAAAAGAUGCUGAAGAGGUAGUCGGCAUCAUGAUUCAGCAAGGUCAGAAUCCCACCGUGGUCACAUACAAUUCCUUAAUGGAUGGAUAUUGUUUGCAACGCCGAAUAGAUGAAGCAAGGAGAGUAUUCGAUACCAUGGUUGCUAGCGGCCUUACUUCAGAUGCUCAUAGCUAUGCUAUUUUGAUAAAUGCCUAUAACAAGAACAAGAAAGUGGAAGCAGCCAUGAAUCUCUUUCAAGAGAUUCGGCAUAAAGGUUUAACAUGUGAUAUUGUUGUUUAUACCACUGUUUUGCAGGGGUUAUUUAGUGCAGGAAUGUAUCCUAGUGCAAGAGAAGUUUUUUAUGAGAUGCAAGCUUCUGGCAUUAAGCCUAAUUUUCACACUUACUGCGUGAUGUUGGAUGGGUUAUGCAAGACUGGACAUGUCGACGAAGCAUUGCAGUUAUUCCAUGCAAUGGAAACUGAUGGAACAAAUCUUCACAUAGAAAUGUACACUAUCAUCCUUGAUGGGUUGUGCAAAAGCAGGAUGCUCGAUAGUGCUCGAGAUCUUUUCAACAAUCUCUCCCUUAAAGGAUUGAACCCUAAUGUCAAAACAUACACCACCAUGAUUGCUGGCCUGCUUUCAGAAGGUCUGCUCAUCGAAGCUAAAGAGGUCGUUGAAAAAAUGGAACAGAAGGGUUGUUUGGCAAAUAGUUUUACAUACAAUGUCAUUCUGCAAGGACUUCUUAAGGGAGGUCAUUAUGAUGACGCAAUGGUCUAUCAUGAAGAAAUGGUUCAGAGAGGAUUCUCGAUGGAUUCAACUACAUUUUCCAUUUUACUUGAUUCAUCUGCUGAAAAUCAGAACAAUCCUUCUCUUCUAAUGUUGAUGCUGAAGAUUGAUCCCGAUAGCAAGAAGCUCUUGGAUGAGGGACAAAGAGGACCUUCACAUUAGUUGCAACAUGUUGGUCCUCCUAUUUAUUUUGGCACUCAACUUUAAUUUGCUGGAAAAAAACAUUAAUUAGGCUCGCAUUUGAUCCUGUUAUUAUCUAUCGUCUUUGUUGCAACUGAACCUUAGAGGAACUCUCUUGGUGACUUUUUGUGAAACGCCUCAGAGAUCAUCAGUAUGGUGGAGAAGCCACAUUCCUUAGGGAAGUUGAAUUGUUAAGUGUAGCAUUUCACAGAAAUUUGGUUCGGUUAAUUGGAUUUGUACCACUUCUUCUCAAGACUUCCUCUUUAUCUUUUCAUGGAGAACCUCAGUGUGGAAUAGCGUUCAAAUGGAGAGGGGUGGAAUUUGUAUUGCAGAAUGUGAAGGUUUGAUGUCAGCUCAGACUGAAUAGAGACAAGUAGUUAGGUAUUAAAAUGUAUGGAAAUAGUUAUGAUGAAUUUUAUUCAA
This is a messenger RNA of Coffea eugenioides, 2455 nucleotides long. Its product is annotated as putative pentatricopeptide repeat-containing protein At1g12700, mitochondrial. The coding region runs from base 104 to 2014 and encodes 636 amino acids. The record is from RefSeq and is a predicted model, not a curated record. The transcript has 3 exons. Lineage: Eukaryota; Viridiplantae; Streptophyta; Magnoliopsida; Gentianales; Rubiaceae. Gene Ontology annotation, molecular function: protein binding.